This is a messenger RNA of Lathyrus sativus (Indian pea), 726 nucleotides long. The record is from the annotation of a GenBank genome assembly. Lineage: Eukaryota; Viridiplantae; Streptophyta; Magnoliopsida; Fabales; Fabaceae.
AUGGCAAACAUUUCAAUUCCACUCCCACGAACCGGUUGGUUGUCCACACGCAACUGCUCAACCAAACGUCCAUCUUUCGCCAAUUCAGCUCCACCUUUCAGAAUUACUUGCUCUGUUGUAGGAGAAGGUGAGUUAGAUGGAUCUGAAAAUAAAGCAAGGUUGUUUAGUUUUAAUACAAUCAAGGGUGUUGCUUGUGGUAUUCUUGCAGCUUAUGCUGUUACUUGUGCUUCGUUUCCCGUUAUUGCUGCUACUCAGAGGCUGCCACCGUUGUCAACUGAGCCCAAUCGCUGCGAGCGGGCAUUUGUCGGCAACACAAUUGGUCAGGCAAAUGGCGUGUACGACAAACCAUUAGAUCUCCGAAAAUGUGACUUUACAAAUGAAAAAUCCAACCUAAAGGGGAAGACACUGUCUGCAGCACUAAUGUCCGAUGCCAAGUUCGAUGGCGCUGACAUGACAGAAGUUGUAAUGUCCAAGGCUUAUGCUGUUGGAGGCAGCUUCAAAGGUGUGGACUUCUCGAAUGCAGUGUUGGACCGCGUUAAUUUCGGGAAAGCUGAUCUCCAAGGAGCUGUAUUUAGGAACACGGUUUUGUCAGGCUCGACCUUUGACGAAGCAAAGCUGGAAGGUGCUAUUUUUGAGGACACUAUCAUUGGUUACAUUGAUCUCCAGAAGAUAUGCAGAAAUACGAGCAUCGGCGAGGAAGGAAGAGCGGAGUUAGGAUGUCGAUGA